AUUUGCAACUUUAAUGUCGACCGUCUUCUUCUAUAUAUUAACCAAAACCCAAAACCACAAGAGAGACACAAUGGCUUCAACAAAACCGGUUAAUCGCCCAUCGGUUAGGCACCCGAGUCACAACCAUCCACUGCGUGUUUGUAAAGUCCGAGGCGAAGAUGAGAUCAUCUGCUCCGGAUGCGAGCUCGAGCUAACCGGACAUGCUUUCAAGUGUACCAAAUCAGACUGCGAUUACUUCUUGCACAAGUCAUGUUUCGACCUACCCCGUGAAAUCGACCACAAGUCUCACCCUGAACACUCUUUAACCCUUCUUCAUUCUUCACCGUAUGGUCAACCUUACACAUGCGAUGCUUGCGGUGAAUACGGGUCUGGAUUCACUUACAACUGCUCUGAAUGUCAAUACGAUGUUCAUGUCGGAUGUGCGUUUAUCCCUGAGACCGUGAAGCGCGAAGUUCACGAACAUCCACUCACUCUUCUCUACAACACACCAUGCAAAGGUCGUGAGGAUGGUGCGAUGUUCAUAUGUGACGUCUGUGAAGAAAAUAUGUCGGAGAAUCUUUGGGUUUAUUACUGCAAAGAAUGUGAUUAUGGAACACAUGUGCAUUCUUGCCCGGUUUAUGAAGCUCACGAGCCAAAGAACAGAGGAGGAGGAGAAGCAGAGGCGAGUUUAGAAGCUUUAAGGAUGCAGUCGGUGAUGGCAGCUCGAGAUGAGCUGGCGGCGAUGCAUAUUAGAAAUCAGAUAAAAAACUCCGUGAUCCAGUUUGGGGAUGAACCGAGAUAUAAAUGGGUUUAUGAUUAAAAAACCAUGUUGAUAUGAUGCCUUGACGAAUCUUGUGGUUCGUUUUUUACGUGUGGGUUUGUUUGUUGUAAAAGUUAUUUUCAUGUAAUUGUAUCUUUAAUCGUUGGGCAUGCGAAUAAAAGAUAAACAUACAGACAAA
This is a messenger RNA of Camelina sativa (false flax), 938 nucleotides long. The record is from RefSeq and is a predicted model, not a curated record. Lineage: Eukaryota; Viridiplantae; Streptophyta; Magnoliopsida; Brassicales; Brassicaceae.